GCCGAGCGCGGAGCCAUGGGCCGGGCUGGGACCGGGACCCGGGGCGCGGCGGUGGCGGUCGCGGUGGCGGGGCCGCUGCUGCUGCUGCUGCUGCUGCUCGCUGGGGCCCCGCCUGCGGCUGCCGGCGACGCCAAGAAGAGCGACGUCAGGCUGGUGUCGGAGCAGUUCUCGCAGUCCCCCCAGAAGCUGUCUUUCUACAGCUGGUACGGAAGCGCCAGGCUCUUCCACUUCCGUGUGCCCCCCGACGCCGUGCUGCUGCGCUGGCUGCUCCAAGUGUCCCGGGGCGGCGGCCCUGCGUGCACCGACGUGGAGGUCACUGUGUACUUCCGUUACGGCGCCCCUCCUGUCAUCAACCCUCUGGACACCGGCUUCCCCGCCAACACCUCCGUGCAGCCCUCCUUCCUCAUCAAGAUGCUGCAGAGCAACGCGUCCGUCAACGUCUCCCACCCAGCACCCGGGGACUGGUUUGUGGCCGCCCACCUGCCGCCCUCAUCCCAGAAGAUUGAGGUGAAGGGUUUUGUGCCCACCUGUGCCUACAUCUUCCAGCCGGACAUGCUUGUCCUGCGGGCAGUCGAGGUGUUCAUCCUGGAGCCUGAUGUCCCCCUUCCACAGACUCUCCUGUCCCACCCCAGCUACCUCAAAAUCUUCAUCCCCGAGAAUACCCGGGAGCUGCGGCUGGAGCUGCGGGGCUGUGCGACCAACGGGAGUCUGGGCUGCCCUGUUCGCCUUACUGUGGGCUCGGCCACCCUGCCCAGGAACUUCCAGAAGGUGCUCACGUGCGUUAGCCCCAGUUGGGCCUGCCACCUGCUGUUGCCUUCGCCGCCCUGGGACCGGUGGCUGCAAGUGACAGCCAGGAGCCUGGCCGGGCCUCAUGUGUCGGUGGCCUUCAGGGCUGUAGCUGCGCUCACAGCCUGCAGGCCGUGGACCCCGAACUCCCAGCACCUCUUGCCGAGCGGCACAAACCAGAGCUAUAACGCCUCCGCUGGCCUGCUGCCCCCAAGCCCCGGCUCCCGUGGCCCGGGCAGGAGAAGCAGGCUGGGCAGCGGGCCCUUCUGCCUCAUGAGCUACCCGGUCCUUCGAGAAGACAUGGACGUGGUAUCUGUACGCUUCCGGCCCGUGGACAGGGUCUCCAUGCUGGUGCAGUCAGCCGUGCCCUCGGUGCUGCGGCUGCACCUCAACACUGGCAUGGACAGCGGGGGCUCCCUCACCGUCUCCCUGCAGGCCAACCAGACCGCGGUCACCAACAACACCUUGGUCGUGGUCUGCGUGAAUGCGGCCUCGCCCUUCCUCAGCUUCAACACGUCGCUCAACUGCACUACAGCCUUCUUCCAGGGCUACCCCCUGUCUCUGAGCGCCUCAUCACGCCAGGCCGACCUCGUCAUCCCCUAUCCAGAGACAGACAACUGGUACCUCUCCCUGCAGCUCGUGUGCCCCGAGAGUCCUGAGGAGUGUGAGCAGACCUCGGUCCUCGUGGAGACCACCUUGUACUUGGUGCCUUGCCUGAAUGACUGUGGACCCUACGGCCAGUGUCUUCUGCUGCGCAGACACAGCUACUUGUAUGCAGGCUGCAGCUGCAAGGCAGGCUGGCGUGGGUGGAGCUGCACGGACAACAGCACAGCCCAGACGGUGGCCCAGCAGAGGGUCGCCACCCUCCUUCUCACCCUCAGCAACCUCAUGUUCCUGGCUCCCAUUGCCGUCUCUGUGCACCGCCUCCUCCUGGUGGAGGCCUCCGUCUAUGCCUACACCAUGUUCUUCUCCACGUUCUACCAUGCCUGUGACCAGCCCGGGGAGGCGGUGCUGUGCAUCCUCAGCUAUGACACAUUGCAGUACUGCGACUUUCUGGGCUCUGGGGUGUCCAUCUGGGUCACCAUCCUCUGCAUGGCGCGGCUGAAGGCGGCCUUGAAACAUGUCCUGUUUCUCCUGGGCACGCUGGUCUUCGCCAUGUCCUUGCAGCUGGACCGCAGGGGUGCCUGGAAUAUGAUGGGGCCUUGUCUCUUUGCCUUUGUGGUUAUGGUCACCAUGUGGGUGUACCGCUGCGGGCACCGGCGCCAGUGCUACCCGACCUCCUGGCAGCGCUGGGGCUUUUUCCUCCUGCCCGGCAUCUCCAUGGCCGCUGUGGCUGUGGCCAUCUACACCUCCAUGAUGACCAGUGACAACUAUUACUACACCCACAGCAUCUGGCACAUGCUGCUGGCGGGAAGUGCCGCCUUCCUGCUGCCGCCGCGAGAGGAGCACACCGAGCCCUGGGCCUGCUCGCAGAAGCUCACGUGCCGCUAUCAGAUCUGUAAGAGCCACCGAGAGGAGCUGUACGCGGUGACGUGACAUGGCCGGCUCGGGGACGCCUGCGGCUGUGAUGAUGACCUCACUGGCCAGGGAUGUGACCGGAGAACGAGUCUGUCCAGACCGAUUUCCAACUGAAUAAAAUUGCCCUGUGCACCCUUUUGCUUCCUCCUGGGGAGAGGACCACACCUCCCACCUGCCUUGUGCCUGCCAGGUGCUGGCUCCCGUGGCCCCUCCACAGGUCCCAGCUGGUGUCUGCAGGGGCCCCUGGGGCCUGGGCCUGGCUGCCUGGAGACCACAGGUACCAUACAGGGCCAGGUUCUGUGUUCUUCUGGCGUAGAGAUGCUUGGACACGUGGAGAAAGACUCCCCCAUUGCCCCAUUCCCCUGUGAGGUUGUGAUGUGACACCCAAGGGGACAAGGGACACCUGAGCUCACCUCCCACAGGCCCCGCCCCACUGGGCCUGGGAGCUGUGCCCUCCCUGCCUCCCUGAUGCCAGCCUUCCUCAAGCAUGGGGAUGCUUCCCACCGAUGCAGUAGUGUGGGGGGAGGUGUCCGUAGUCCCCAGGGAGCUGAUGGGCACUGGGGCUGCCAUGAGUGACAUGGAGAGGUUGGCAUUUGGCUGUCUGGUCCUGCCCUGCCCCUCCCUUUGGCUCUCAGCUUUGGAGCUGCAGGCCCUUGAGAAGGGCUUCUUUGGGAGGGGCUGCCGAGCUGCUCUAGGGGUGUGAUACAACCUGGCACACUUUGCCCCAGGUCCGUGCCUUCAGCCUUCCCUGGGGUUCCUGGGACCUUGUCUGGAACUCAGAAGGAUGAGUUGCUCCCCGGAGAGGAGGUGAUGACUGUAGCCCUGCACCGGGCUCAACUGUGUGUUUGGGGAGGGGCUUCCCAGAGAUCUGGCUGGGCCUUUAUGCCUCCUCUGUGGGAGAAGCAGGAUAAGGGGGGCUGACUGCCCCAGGGUCAGUGCCCUGCCCCUCCCCUAAGACAAAACUGCAGUGGGCUGCUGCUAUAGGACCAGGGGUGUGGGACGUGGCCACAGGAAGCGAGGCCGCUGAGGGUGGGGUGCAGGCAUGCAGCCCAGCCCAUCCUGCCUACUGGCUGCGGGGGGGGGUUUCCCUUCUUGGUCCUGUCCAAGGUGUGGCCUCCCUGGAGGCCUCCCCCACCCCUUUCACCCUGCACUUGGCCACUAGGUCACUCAAGGCUUGUAAAGGGGAGACAUUUAUAUAUGGUGUUUUGGGGGGUAAAAAAUUUUAAGACAAGAGGGCAUAUUUUUAUGUAGCCCUUCUUUCGCUGCGAUUGAUGAAUUUAAUAUUCUACAGUGAUAUUUCAAGA
Messenger RNA from Lynx canadensis (Canada lynx), 3608 nucleotides. RefSeq names its product post-glycosylphosphatidylinositol attachment to proteins 6 (gene PGAP6). The coding region runs from base 16 to 2322 and encodes 768 amino acids. The transcript is spliced from 13 exons. Gene Ontology annotation, cellular component: plasma membrane. Lineage: Eukaryota; Metazoa; Chordata; Mammalia; Carnivora; Felidae. The record is from RefSeq and is a predicted model, not a curated record.